Coffea arabica (coffee) is the source of this 2366-nucleotide messenger RNA. The record is from RefSeq and is a predicted model, not a curated record. Lineage: Eukaryota; Viridiplantae; Streptophyta; Magnoliopsida; Gentianales; Rubiaceae.
AUGAGAAGGCAGGUUCUUGAAUGUGAAGGCAAUGAAACUUCUGCAGCAGGAUGGGUAAAAUUUUUCCAAUCAGAAGAUUGCCCAUCUGCGGUAGGUAGGGAACCUCCUGGAAAUCCUCACGAAAGGGUAUCAAAUGCAAAUAUUGCGACUGCUGAUGGUUGUCCUGGAUCGUCAGUCGGAAGCUACCCCAACCUACUGAGCCAUAAAGGUGUCUCACACAUUCCUCAGAUUCCGUGGAGAACUCCUCCUCGAUUUGAUUUGAAGUUUAAAUGUCACGUGGCUGCUGGGGAAGAAAGUGAAGAAGUAGAGGUUCAAAAGCAUAGGGAAAUGAGAGUGCGUGAGGUAGUUUAUCCUCACUUUUCUGCUGUUCCUCCCAGCCCCUCGAUCUCAUCGGAUGUGGAAGCCGAACAUUUUGAUGAUUGGCAUACUCCGGUUAUUCCUGUCAUUGCAAUUGAAGAAGCAGCAGAAACGGACUGCCUGUAUAAUGAAACAGCAGCGCUCAACAUUUCCGCCAAGUCAGAACCAGCAAAUAUGUCCCAAAGCCCAUCAACUUCUGAAAUUUUUGACAUCCCUCAGAGCAAGUCUCUUCUUUCUCGAGAGCUAUCUAAAGGUAAAAAAUCUGAUCAUGCACCACUGCAAGAUCUAGAUGGCCCAAUGGUUGCAGCAGCAGCUGCCACAACUGCAAUCAUGAAAAGUAAAGAGCAUGGAAGUUUAAUAGGCCCAGAGUUGAUGAUAAAGCUUCUUAGCAACCCAAAAUUGGUACAGAAACUGAUUGAUGAACGAGGACUAGCUUCAGAUACUACAACUGGAACAUCUGGAUCAAGGAAGGCCGAGUCUUCAGUUCACCGUCCAAGCUCUCAAGGCAGCUUUCUGUUUGAGGAAGCUACCAUCGAAAGCUGCAAAUCUGACAGUCCCAGAACAGAGUUCAUCCACAGGUCGUCAAAGAUGAAAGGCUCACCAGCUGCCCCAAGUAGAAUUAGGGCUUACGUGGCCAGUACUAAAACUGGACCAUCAUCUGCAUGGGAUGAAGUAGAACAGUCACUUCAUUUUCAGAGCUCAACUCUUGUUUCAUUGGUCCAGAAGUCCACUACCAAAAAUACACGGCCAGGCAAUGCAGGAAUUGAGGCUCUACUAAGGCCAGGGAAUCAAUCAUUAGCUGCUAUGGCACAAAUUGGAACAGGUCUUGGACCAAAGCAAGUGACCACAUCAAUUUCAUUACUGAGAUCAAAGUCCGAUUUGCCAAGUCAGAACUCCAAUUGUGAAGUCUUUCAAAGAGCUGAUGUUGGAAAUAUGUCUCUGCUGAAAGCAUCAGAUGCCUUAUCAAGCUCAACUCCUGAUGUUUUGAGUAAGAAAUCCACUGGUAGAUAUAUUCAACUGGCCGAUAAUGGACAUAUGGCUGUACCAAGGCUAUUGAAACGAGCACCAUCCACCAAUAUUGAGAUUGGAGCAGGCUCUUGCUCAAAGACAGUGGCACCACCAGUUCCCUUGCUGAUCUCAAAUCCUGAUUUUCCAGGAACAGCUUUUGAGCCAAAGAAAGUGACACCAUCUGUUCCUUUGUCAAGCGCAUUGCCUGAUUUCAGCAAGAAAUCUUCUAGAGAACAUGGUCCACUUUUAUACACUAGCUUCCCUGAGCCUGCUGUAGAGAGGCAUUCCCAUACCUUUCCCCGAAUGCAAGCUGAAUCCUUGGUUGAUCGGUUGGAUACUGCAUAUAUAGCAGCACAUCUUGGAACUUCACCUCUCUCUGGAUCACUUGUGGAGGUAUAUCGCCUUAAGAAGUUGAUUGAAGAACAUGGGUCGCAUGAUUGUGCUGGAAAUGAUUAUGUUGGUAGAAUUCCUGCUCCAUCUUCUGUGCCUGGCGCAGAGCAUCCAUCUUUUCCUUUGGAGCCCUUGAGGAAAGAUAUCAGUUACUUCCAGUCCUUAAUCAAGCAAUACGGGGAAGAAAGAGGAAAUCAGGAUGAUGAGCUGUCUCUGUAUGGAAUAUCUUACAAUCACGUGCAAUCAAAGGAAGCAGAUCGAAAGUCUAAGAGAGCAUGUAAGUUCUAUAACAGUUCAAAGGGAUGCCGAAAUGGUUCCAGCUGCCCUUUCGAGCAUGAUGUACCUGGACGGUGGAGGACUGAUGUUGUGUUGGAGGCGCCUGGUGCAAAGAGGGUGAAGCUUGGUGGGAUUUUUACAGGGAGAACAUGAAGUACAAUGUUAUUUCUGCAUGGUGGUUAUCGUUUGUACAGCUCAAGGACCAUUCUGUUUAAUCUGGCAGUUAAUGUCAACCAUGGAGGUCCGAAAUAAAAUUUGUCAUAGUUUAGAAUUUUAGGAGAAACAUAUUUUGAAAUGUCCUCUGCAUCAGUGACGGAGCCAGGAUUUUUUUUUUG